CAUGGCUGCUCCUCUUACGCAGCUGACGGCAACAGCGAGCGAGUAUGGCUCAGAUGUUGAGGUUCAGUCCAUUAUAUCGCUGAGCGACUAUGGCUCGGACAUUGACGAGGACACGAUAUUUGCAGAGGUGCUAGAUACGACCAAAGAGCAAGCGACGGCACAAAGGAGCGCAAUAUUACCGAGUAUUGAGUUUGAAGAGGGAGAGCUUGAGGACGAGGAGCAGGAUGUGGACGGUGUCGUGCGGAUCCAUCGGCCCACGGUGUUGCAUGUGGCAACGGGAAAGCGUAAACGCAUGGAUGCAAAAGGAUAUAUUCAAAGCUCGCCUAUGCGAGAGCGGGAAGCGCUGGAAGUCGAGUACCACGAGAGGUCGCGGCGGGCGUGGAGUGUUCCCCUCGAAGAGCCGCCUCCGCCACGAGCAUCCUCGUUUCCUACAGCAUCUAAACUCUCGAGCUUAAAAUCCGAUACCACCACAGCGCAAGUUAGUCGCCCUCCCCCUACAACACAAGCCGUAGACUUUGCGGACAAUGACACCUGUUCACCCCUUGAACGUUUCCGCACGAUGCCCAAGAAACCACUCUCAGUCACCGACCUUGUAUCGCCAGCAUGGUGCGAGCUACAGUAUCUCUACACACUCAGCAGGUUUGGCCGCAAACCUCGGACUCAAGCCAUGCGCACUGGUUCAAAGCUACAUAAAUUAUUGGAAGAUGAGGUGCAUACGACAGUGCCAGUGCAAGUAGAAAGUAAGGAAGAUAGAUUUGGACUCCGCAUCUGGAAUGCUAUAUCAGGGUUGCGAUGUCUACGUGAGACUGGAUUGACACGAGAGCUAGAGGUCUGGGGCGUGGUUGAAGGACAGGUUGUCAACGGUGUUAUCGAUGAAAUAUCCUACCAGUGCCCUGACACUGCUUUCGAGGAGCAAAUGGAGACAUCCAAAGCUGGCCAGGCCGGCGGCAUCGUACCUCUACCACCGGGCCAAGCUAGUAUCUUGGAGGCCUUUGCCAAAGUCACGAACCCCCAGGCAGGCGAAUGUGCCUGGAUAGGUAGCUUUGAGCCUGACCGUCAAGUCUACAUCACCGACGUGAAGACUCGCUCGGUUCACUCGGUCCCUGCUGGCGCUUCGUUACGCCCGACUUGGAUGCAGCUCAUGCUCUACCGCAAGCUGCUCGAGACACUUUCUCUUAAUACCGUAGACGCAGAGACCAUCUUUGUGCGUUACGAACUUAGGCCCCUUGACCCUUUCACAGAAUUGUUUAUACAAGAGGUCGGCAGUAUCGGUCCUGAUAACGAAGCCGCCAACUACCCGAAUCUCCUCUCGCUAUGGUCCCUUUUCAUCACCGAGCUGCAAGGCACUAUACGACCGACAACCAUUUCGCCCAUCCUUCGCGCGGAGUUUCGGUACGCGAAGACUGGUGCUGUGAUUGGGUCGAAGCUUGUGGUGUAUGAGCCUGAACUCAUCGACAAGUACGUUGCGGAAGAGAUGGCGUGGUGGAAAGGUAGCCGAGAAGCGAAAGGUGUUGACAUCGAAGAGGCCUUCAAAUGUAGGAUAUGUGACUUCGCGGAAGUAUGUAGUUGGAGGAAAACGAAAAUCGAGGAGGCUACUGAGAAAAGCCGGCUUAGGAGACAGGCAAGGGAGAGGAGCACAGUAUGA
This is a messenger RNA of Cucurbitaria berberidis CBS 394.84, 1645 nucleotides long. RefSeq lists its product as uncharacterized. Gene Ontology annotation, molecular function: single-stranded DNA 5'-3' DNA exonuclease activity. The annotation marks the transcript as partial. Gene Ontology annotation, biological process: interstrand cross-link repair. The record is from RefSeq and is a predicted model, not a curated record. Lineage: Eukaryota; Fungi; Ascomycota; Dothideomycetes; Pleosporales; Cucurbitariaceae. Gene Ontology annotation, cellular component: mitochondrion; nucleus. The transcript has 2 exons.